Quercus lobata is the source of this 814-nucleotide messenger RNA. Its product is annotated as protein NTM1-like 9. Gene Ontology annotation, biological process: regulation of DNA-templated transcription. Bases 55 to 543 code for a protein of 162 amino acids. NCBI's taxonomy places the organism in Eukaryota, Viridiplantae, Streptophyta, Magnoliopsida, Fagales, Fagaceae. Gene Ontology annotation, molecular function: DNA binding. The record is from RefSeq and is a predicted model, not a curated record. The transcript has 2 exons.
CCAACACCAACAGCAUUAAAUUUUCUCAGUUUUCGUUUUCUUUCUUAUAUAGUUAUGAAAAAGUUGAGUUUGAAAUUGCCAUCUGGUUAUAGAUUUUCUCCGACAGAGCAGGAGAUCAUCGAACUCUUCCUGAAGUCGAAGAUCACUGGGAAUGAGAAAGAGAUUAACCACGUUCCCGAAAUUGAAUUUUAUGAUCAUGAGCCUUGGGAUUUACAGCAUAUAAGUGGGAUAGAUUCAAAGGACAAAGAGUGGUUCUUCUUCAACGCACAGAGCCCGAAGCAUCAGAAUGGGAAUCGGAAGAACAGGACAACCAUGGAAGGGUUCUGGAAAGCAACUGAUAAAGAUAGGGAAAUCAGGUCCAGAGGGAGUUUGAUUGGAAUGAAAAAGACUCUAGUCUACCAUAGAGGGCGUACUCCUAACGGAGAAGGGACCAAGUGGGUGAUGCAUGAAUACCGCAUAACCCAGGAAGAGUUUGAUGGAACACACCCCGGUCAGGUUGGCUUUUGCUUUUCAGUUUAUUUAAUUGAUGUGAUAUUGACCUGAAAGUUUUUUCUUGAUUGCUCAAGAGAAAUUUUCUUAUGUUUAUUUUGCCUUUCAUUUUUUGUGUUGAUUUAAGAUCGUUUUGCCUUCAAAAUCAUUGGAGGUUACUUUAAAGUGGGUUGAUUCAAUUAAAAAGGGUUGUGGAAGCUGUUAAAUUUGUUAAUUUUAAGUGAGAGUUAACAUUCUUGCUGAAUUAAUGAUCUCUUGAUAUGUUUAAUUGGUGAAUUAAGUGAGUUAUCCUUACUUUAAAAAGGUAGGCUGUUGGCUUUUAUGA